Kwoniella mangroviensis CBS 8507 is the source of this 1137-nucleotide messenger RNA. RefSeq lists its product as uncharacterized. Gene Ontology annotation, biological process: nucleobase-containing compound metabolic process. The transcript has 4 exons. The record is from RefSeq and is a predicted model, not a curated record. Gene Ontology annotation, molecular function: nucleic acid binding; 3'-5' exonuclease activity. Gene Ontology annotation, cellular component: nucleus; cytoplasm. NCBI's taxonomy places the organism in Eukaryota, Fungi, Basidiomycota, Tremellomycetes, Tremellales, Cryptococcaceae. Bases 1 to 1137 code for a protein of 378 amino acids.
AUGGGAUAUCGAUAUCUCUCCCCUUCUCUACUGAAUAGAGCAGCUGUGUAUCUCAAUCGCCAAUCCAUACCUGCUCCUGGAACCAUUACCAUUUCCAGACAUGGUCAUGGUACAAUUCUUUCACCUCGACAAACCGUCAUUCGAUCAUUUCAUACCACUGUCUCAAUCUGCAACGAAUCAGCUCGCACAUCAGCGGAACUGCCAUUUUUCCAUUAUCGAGAUUACCCCAAUCCACCGAAAGUCGUAUAUACCUCUUGUCCCAAAGAAGCGAACAAAUACCUCUCUCAGCUUAAAGGUCCAGCCUUGGGUCUCGACCUCGAGUGGACAACAUUCCCUCGGUACCGUCGUCCAAUAUCUCUCAUUCAACUUUGUGAUGAAGAUCUGAUAGUAGUCUUCCAACUGGGGGAGGAUGAGACCUUACCCGAACAAGCGAUAAAAUUGAUCGAGGAUCCAAGGAUAUACAAAUUUGGAAUCGACAUUAAAGGGGAUCUUUACCGGUUGAAAUGCAUUCUACCGGGUGAUAAGAAGACCAAUCCUGCCUCUUUUCUAGAAUUAUCCAGACUUGCUCGAAUGGUGGAACCGGAAUGGCGAGGAAAGGGAAGAAGAUUCAUAUGUCAAGCCGCUCAAAGUCAACAAUAUCUCGGAAGGGCUCUCAAUAGGGAUGACCAUGUAAGAUACGGUAAUUGGGAUGUUGAACUGAAGGAGGAAGCUAUCCAAUACGCUGCCAAUGAUGUUUACUCUUCACUGAAAAUAUACGAUAAACUCAUAGGGAUGUCAGAACUCAAAAAGCUCAAUAUUGUUUAUCCAUACCUAUGCGUAGACCUUGAUCCACCACGAAAAUCGAGACCGUACUCUUUUCCGACCGAAGAGGAAUUAGAAGCUCAAUACAAUGCUCCACCUAUCAAGUACACUAUUGCAGGAAGAGAAUUCGAGCACCCAGCCUGGGUUCCAAAACCGCUGCCUUCUGAAAUCAGAGCUUUCGAAGCUUUUCUCAAAGGCGUAAGAGUCAAGGAUUAUGCUGAAGAGUCUAGGAUUGAAAUAUCUACUGUUCAGACUUAUAUCAGUAAAGUCGUCAAAAAGUUUGGUAUCAGUGGCCUGACUGAGGAAGAGCAGACAAGGUUCUUAGCAGAAGCGUAG